GUUGCAGGUAUAUGGUUUCGAAAAUGUCCUCUAAAAUGUCGGGCUCAAACAAUCUGGCUCAUGCUAGGAGGAUGGUUCAGCAGCUGAGAGUCGAGGCCAGUAUCGAGAGGAUAAAGGUAUCCAAGGCCUCCGCUGACCUGAUGCGUUACUGUGGAGAAAACGCCAAAUAUGACCCUCUGCUCAUGGGCAUCCCCGCCUCAGAAAACCCCUUCAAGGACAAAAAGCCCUGCACUAUAUUGUAGUCUAACAACCACAGGCGUUUUAUUUAAGUAUUCUACUCAACUUCACCUUAAGUCCAGCUCCUUAGUAAAACUUUGUGCCACAUUUUAACUAUAUUUCGCUCUUACAGUAUUUAUUACUGUAAAUAAACUCCAAUCAAUACUAAUUAAUUGCCAAUUUUGGUGAUGGUUAGCAUCGCCUCUCAUUAGCGUCCCUCGUCUUUCUGUUUGGCCUGGAGUCAAUCCAGGAGAUAAUCCCAUAAUUCAAGGUGUUUAGCUGUUUUAAAGUUCCUCUUUCCACCAAACGGUGCCUUAAGUUACACUUUGUGGUUGAAAUAGGGAAGUAGAAGAUCACAGUAUGAUUUAAAGAGCUUGAAGCUACACUAACUGAUUAAAUGACUGAUGACAUUGUAUAUUCCUCUAGUAGCACAUUAUAUGAAUGAUUUAUUAAUAGCAAAGGGACUGAAUUAAAUGGAAUUUGAGGAUCCAUAAUGAAUCAGAUGUAACUUCUGCAAUCAUCAAUGGUCAAGUGCAUGCUGGGUGAAUGAAACAAGAAAGUAAGUGAUAUGACAGAUUUUUCCGAGAGGAAAGUUGAGAGUUUCUGGAGUGGUUUAGAGGGGAAGUUCACCCAACAAUCCUGUCAUCGCUCACUCUUAUUUCAAAAUAGGAUGAGUUUCUUUCUUCUGUUAAACACAAAAGGAGAUAUUUCGAAUAAUGCAGGAAACCUGUAACCAUUGACUUCCAUAGUAUUUAGUUUUCCUACUAUGGAAGUCAAUGUUUACCAAUUUUCAGCUUUUUUUAAAUGAAUUAUUUUGUGUUGAUCAGAAGAGACUCAUAAAAGACUCAUAAAGAGACUCAUACCACCUGAAGGUGAGUAAAUAGUGAGUAAAAUUUCAUUUUUGGGUGAACUAUUUUUCGUUAAGAGAAAAGAGAAGUAAUUCCAUUGGCUUGCACUUUCAAACCCAUGUGCCUUUUUUUAAAGCAUUCCUUAUUUUCAAUGUAUACGAAUGAAAUGAUGAUCCUUUUUUAUCUGUUGACCCUUUUUCUUCUGAUUUUUAAGUGCCUUUGUGUGUCUUUCCUCUGACAAGGCACAUUUUUAGACCACUGCUGAAUUGAAAGGAUUUUUUUUAUUUGUUUUCUUUUAUUUUUGUGAAGAGGGCAGUCGUGAAACAUUACAUUAGCAUUCAGACUUUGAACGAACCGCAUUCGUGAUGCUGCUGAGAAAUGCAGUAUUUGAGACUCACAACCAAAUCCCUGUGACCUCAGUAUCUCUGUGAAGAAAAGCAUUCUUUUCUUUUCUAAUUUCUGUAUUUUGUUUGUGCGAGCCUUCGUAACGUGUGCUGUACGUACUGUACCUUGAAAGAAAGAUUUAUUAAAAUUGUGAAAUAGUAAAACAA
Molecule: messenger RNA, 1615 nt
Organism: Danio aesculapii
Lineage: Eukaryota; Metazoa; Chordata; Actinopteri; Cypriniformes; Danionidae
Gene: gng12a
Product: guanine nucleotide binding protein (G protein), gamma 12a
Exons: 2
Coding region: 12-242 (76 amino acids)
Biological process (GO): G protein-coupled receptor signaling pathway
Cellular component (GO): heterotrimeric G-protein complex
Molecular function (GO): G-protein beta-subunit binding
Source: RefSeq, a predicted model, not a curated record